Aegilops tauschii subsp. strangulata is the source of this 2109-nucleotide messenger RNA. RefSeq lists its product as uncharacterized. NCBI's taxonomy places the organism in Eukaryota, Viridiplantae, Streptophyta, Magnoliopsida, Poales, Poaceae. The record is from RefSeq and is a predicted model, not a curated record.
CAAAAAUCGGAUUCCUUUGCUGGACUAACACUGGCCUUGGCAAAUCAGAGGACUCUCCAGCAAGACCUUUUUGGUCAGAUUCCCCCCCUUGGAAGAAAGUGGAAGACCUCAUUGAACUGCCUGGAUUCUCCCUCCCACAAGAUGUGAAUGUGACAUUAACUAAAUGGAAGGGUGGAUGUGAACCUUUUGGAGAGUUGAUUGAAGCCUGGGUACUGAUUGAGGGGAUUCCCCCAAAGUGGUGUACUUGGAAAGUGUUUGCCCAAAUUGCUUCACUAUUUGGGGUGCUUAAAGAUGUGGAUUGGAAUGGGAUGUUUAGAACUUUCUUUGAGAAUGUCAGAAUUAAAAUAGCCUGCAGAGAUCCAACCAAGAUCCCUUUUGAGAGACUGAUUGAGAUGAAGAAAAAGUUAUUCCUACUUGGCUUCACUGUUGAGGGUUUUGAACAAACAGGUGGUGCUGACUCUGUCAUUGAUAUAGAUGAGGAUGAAGAUGGUAAUGAGGAGGAUGAGAGAGCUGAAGAAGAACAAGCUGAAAAAGAUAAUGGAACUCAGGGAGAACAUGUUUCUGAAGGGUCAGGUGGUGAUCUGGCCAUUGAUGAACUUGACAAAGCAAAUUUCUCAACUAAACAUGGGUCCUCAAACAAAUAUGGUGCUCAAAAGUUGGUGGUUACACCUAUGGAAUAUGAACAUGAUGCUGAUCAGGAGAAUUUCAUCAUGGAAUGUGCUUUGACGGCUGUUGAGCUUGAUGGUACAUCUUCUGAUGGACAUAAACUUAAGUCUGGCUGUGUUGGUAACCUUACAGAACAAAACCAAAAAACUGAUGGAGAGGGAAAGGAGGAUGAAGGAGUGGUGACCCAAAAAACCCCUUCUCCAUUUGUAAAGAAUGUUACACAUGUAACUCCUGAGCAAAGUGCUGGUAGUAUGGAAUACUGUGAGGAUCUGUUAAGAUUAGUGGAUAUUUCUGAUUCUGAGAAUGAGGAAUCAAAAGAAGAAGAGCUGGGGGUUCUCCCUCGUGAGGCUGUACAAAUCCUACAAAGUGAGACCUGGAAGAGGUCCCUGUUGGAAUCACUUAACCAAACCAAAAGUGAUGAGGCCAUCCAUGAGAAGAAACCAAGAUGGGGACCUGUGCUAGCUCAAAGGCCUGCUACUAGAGGCCAUGGCAAUGUGAACAUCAUGGAGAAAGCUGCUGCAUACAAGAGGAAGAAGAACUUGGAGAUCCCACAAACUUUUAAAGGGGCGAAGAUGGCGAAGUAUACGAUGUGUUUUGGACCUGUUGGGGGCAACGAUCAGGCAAUGGAAAAUCCUAUGUUCAGAGGCUCAGGGUGCGCUUCUUCUCCGGUGCUUAAGGCUGUUGGACCACCGGAGAGGGGAAUUGCUUAGAAUUGCAUGGAGCUAAAAUGCUGUUUGUCGGGGGCAUUGCUGGGUUGUGUUCUGUCAGCUUGCAUAUCUUAGCUUUGAUCUUGUAAAGUAGGCUGGCAUGUUACCGCCUGGUGAUGUAUCCUGUCUAGAUCCUGCCUAAAACUUGUAAUAGGGCAGUUAAAACCUUGCUUUCCGUCUGUGGCAGCUACUCUCCAGUUGCCGCCGAGCGCUGUUAACAGUUUAUGUGGGUCGACGUUUGCCUUGGCUUUAAUAAAGUUGGGGUGGGGGGAAACCCCUUUUGGUUCAAAAAAAUAUAAAAUUUACUUGAUUUUGCAACUAGUAGCAUAUAAAUAUGAAUGUAUAUAAUUUGCUACUUUUUUUCUUCUAAAAAGUGCAAUAUAUUGAUAUUUAACGCUUUAGAACUGAAGAUAUCAGACCACACGCAGGCUCAAAAGGGUGAGACAUACUGCCGCAGAUUUAUGCUUUAAAACAUCUACUCUCUGCACGAUAUCUUGUUUUAGGGAGUGACCGUAGUUUAUCUAUCUAGUAUCAUAAAAGUAUCAGGAGCAACAAAACUAGCAAGUGUUCUCAUUUCAUAUCCCACAAUGCUAGAUAACAGUUAGUGAGUUAGGUCCUCAUAAAUAGGUCCGAUAUUGGCAAUUUCUAGCAUUUAUAUCAAUCAGAUGAAUGCAGUGAUAUGUACAUAUUUAGUAGAAAGUAGGAAAUGGUGGUGUUCUGACUGCAAGUACAAACA